AUGGCGGAGGAGAAGCAGGAAUUACAAUCCAGUGCCGGUAAAAAGAGACCGAGAGAGAGCAAGCCUGCUAUAGAUGACUCUGAACUUCUCACAGUCCCAGAUGGCUGGAAGGAAGAACCUUUCACUAGAGAUCAUAAUCCUAAAGGAUUGCUGGAGGAGAGCAGUUUUGCCACGUUGUUUCCCAAAUAUAGAGAGGCUUAUCUGAAGGAGUGCUGGCCUUUAGUGCAGAAAGCACUAGGGGAAGGUUUUGUGAAAGCAGAAUUAGAUUUAAUUGAAGGCAGUAUAACAGUUACCACUACCAAAAAGACAUUUGACCCUUAUAUUAUUGUAAGAGCAAGGGAUAUGAUAAAGCUGUUGGCCAGAAGUGUACCAUUUGAGCAGGCAGUAAGGGUUCUCCAAGAUGACAUGGCCUGUGACAUUAUUAAAAUUGGCACUUUAGUUCGAAACAGGGAAAGGUUCAUUAAAAGGAGACAGCGGCUUUUAGGACCUAAGGGAUCUACUCUGAAGGCCCUGGAGCUUCUCACAAACUGUUACAUAAUGGUUCAGGGAAAUACAGUAUCUGUUCUUGGACCCUUUAAUGGCCUUAAAGAGGUUCGAAAAGUUGUUCUGGACACCAUGAAGAAUAUCCAUCCUAUAUAUAACAUUAAGGCUUUAAUGAUCAAACGCGAGUUGUCAAAAGACCCAGAUCUGAGAACAAAAAGCUGGGACAGGUUUCUGCCAAAAUUUAAACACAAAAAUGUGAGCAAGAGGAAAGAACCGAAGAAAAAGAAAAUCAAGAAAGAAUAUACACCAUUUCCACCACCACAGCCAGAUAGCAAGAUUGACAAAGAACUGGAAAGUGGAGCGUACUUCCUGAAAAAAAGUCAGAAGAGGAAAAAGAAACUGGAAGAAAUAAAAACCAAACAAGCAGAAGCUGUGUCUAAACGGCAGGAAAAGAGAAACAAAGCGUUUAUACCACCAGAGGAGAAACCAGCAAUAGAGCCUCAGAAAGGGCCCACUUCCACCAAAAUUGAUGUGAAUGCCAUUAAAGAAAAAGUAAAGAAAGCAAAGGGAAAAAAAAAAGCUUGGUGCUCUUCCAGAAGCAGAAGUAAAACAAAAGUUGUUAACAUCUGACAAGAAGAAAAAGAAAAAAUGA
Staurois parvus is the source of this 1135-nucleotide messenger RNA. Lineage: Eukaryota; Metazoa; Chordata; Amphibia; Anura; Ranidae. The record is from the annotation of a GenBank genome assembly.